Molecule: messenger RNA, 913 nt
Organism: Staurois parvus
Lineage: Eukaryota; Metazoa; Chordata; Amphibia; Anura; Ranidae
Source: the annotation of a GenBank genome assembly
UGUUUCUUCAACCACAUAACGCACACAGUACGACUUUACAACGUUGAGGGUUUUGAAGGCCAGUCUCCAGAAAUAACAAACAUUUUGGACAUUCGAGGAGAAUCAAAUCGUGAAAUUGCGAUGAGAAUAUCCUCAGACAUAAACAGCCAAAAUAGGUUUUACUCUGAUCUAAAUGGAUACCAGAUCCAGCCACGCCAAACUUUGAACAAAUUACCUCUUCAGGCUAAUGUUUAUCCAAUGAGCACAAUGGCUUAUAUUCAGGACAUUUUCAAUCGAUUAACGCUGCAUGCUGCACAGCCUCUUGGCAUUGCCAGUUUGAGAAAUGGUCAGUUGGAAGUGUUCAUGGACCGUCGACUGAUGCAGGAUGAUAAUCGUGGUCUUGGGCAAGGUCUUCAAGAUAACAAAAUCACAUUUAAUUUAUUCAGGCUUCUUUUAGAGCAAAGGACUGGAAUACAUGAGGGUGAAGACAAAAGAGCUGUCAGUUACCCAUCCCUUUUGAGUCAUAUAACAUCAACCACCUUAAACCAACCGGUAAUCUCAAUGGCUGCAAUGAUGGACACUGAUGCUCCCCCCACUACUAGAUGCCUUCUCUCCUCUCAUGUCUUCAAUGCCUUGUGAUGUUCACUUAGUUAAUUUGCGAACUAUUCAAGCAAAGGUGGGGCCAUCAGAAGAGGCAGCACUGAUUUUGCAUAGGAAAGGAUUUGACUGCAUGUUUGCAAAUAAAGAACUUGGGCUUUUCUGCUCUACAUCUCAGGGAAAGAUUUCGGUUUAUGAACUUUUCAGUGCAUUUAAAGUUGAGAGUCUCAGAUCAUCAACUUUAUCUUUAAUGCAUACAUCUACAGAUGCUCAAAACAUAAGCACGAUCACCAUGAGCCCCAUGGACAUUAGCACAUUUCGAGUAAAACUGAGAUGA